Molecule: messenger RNA, 1510 nt
Organism: Tilletiopsis washingtonensis
Lineage: Eukaryota; Fungi; Basidiomycota; Exobasidiomycetes; Entylomatales
Exons: 3
Coding region: 127-1365 (412 amino acids)
Cellular component (GO): endoplasmic reticulum
Molecular function (GO): misfolded protein binding; protein-folding chaperone binding
Source: RefSeq, a predicted model, not a curated record
UUCAUUGCGCCCACAACCAACACUCUUGCCCCUCUCCUUCACCGGAUAAGAGAGCUGCCAGCAGCAGCGGACGCCGCACCGCCGCACCGUCUCUCGCCUUCUUCACCACACCCCCUGCUGCCCAGCAUGGUCGUCAUCGAUCUCGGCGGGCACCUCUCGUCCGUCGCGCCCUUCAUCGCGUGGGCGACGCUGCCGCAGUUCGGCACGUCGCUGCUGCUGCAGGGCGUGUACAACGUGCUGCCAGCACUGCGCCCGCAGACGCCGCACACGGCGCAGGUGCACCACAACCGCGCCCGCGCCGUCAUCAUCGCCGCCUACCUGGCCUACACGCUCUACUCGAGCGUCGCCGCCGGCGGACCGAGCUUCUACGAGAUCCUCGACGUGCCGCUCGACGUCGACGCCGACGAGGUGCCGCGCCGCUUCCGCAAGCUCGCGCGCCUGCACCACCCCGACAAGGUCGGCCCGCGCGGCGAGGCCUUCUUCAUCAGCCUGCGCGAGGCCAGCGACGUGCUGGGCGACGACGUGAAGCGCGGCGCGUACGAGCGCUUCGGCCCGUCCAUCGUGCACUGGCGCGACGUCAUCACGGAGCGCGAGUACAUGGGCGUGGGCGUGCGCGAGAGCAUCCCGUACUACGUGAUCAACGCCGCCGUCUUUGCCUUUAUCAACUGGAUGAAUGGCGAGGCGGCGACCGGCUUUUGGCGCCUCACGCUCUUCCUCGUGCUCUUCUCCUUCGAGGCAGCACUGCUGCUCAACCCCACACGGCUGCUGCCCAUUCCGCGCUUCCAGCAGAUCGCCUUUCUGCACCAGCUCUUCAUCUCUCUCACGCUGGCGGGCCGGCAGCUCUUCCCGCUGCUGCCGCACCUUGGCCUCGUGCCGGCGCUCGGCACGAAGUUUGGCCACCGCAGCGAGCAGGAGACGCGCAACGAUCUCGAAGAGCUGCGGGAAGCCGUCGUCAACCUGCAGCGCGUCGCAUACGCCACGAAGCUCGAGGCGACACGAGCAGUCGGCGAGGAGCUCGCGCCCUUCCGGCCUGCCGAGCGGCCCUCGGCUGCGACGCUGCGCCAGGCGGCCGAGGCUGCCUGCGCCGCACGCGGCCAGCCGAAGCCGCCGGCGGACGCCAUCAUCAUCAGAGAGCCCAGCGCCGGAGAGCAGGCGUGGAUGAGUGCCUUCACCGAGGAGCUCGUGCGCAGGCGCACGCUUCUCGAUGCAAUCGCACAGCAGCAGCAACGGCCCCAGCAGCAACUACUCGCGGCCGGCGCAAUCGUCGGACUGGACGGCAAGGCACUGCCGAUGCCGCCGACGCAGGCGACACAUACCCAAGCGCAGAAGCAGCCGGCGACUGGAGCGCCGCAAGAAGCGCGAUGAGGAGCUGCAGACACAAAAUGCGAUUGAGAGAGCGUUCACGUGCAGUAUGGACAGUGAGGCGUGCUUGGUGAAGAGUGGGAUAUGACGGCCUGUGAGUGAUGCGAAGCGUGGUCACGGCGAGGGCUCUCGAGCACCCGCAGCGCGC